This is a messenger RNA of Prunus armeniaca (apricot), 4011 nucleotides long. Lineage: Eukaryota; Viridiplantae; Streptophyta; Magnoliopsida; Rosales; Rosaceae. The record is from the annotation of a GenBank genome assembly.
AUGUCUAAUAUGGCAGGAUCGAGUACCUCUGAGCUGCGAACUCCAAUUUUCAAUGGAGAAAAUUAUGAGUUCUGGAGUAUCAGAAUGAAAACUAUUCUGAAAUCUCAUGGUUUAUGGGAUCUGGUUGAGAAUGGGUUAAGUGACCUAGAUCUGAAGAAGGAGAAAGAGGAGGCUGUAGACACUGAGAAGUCUAUGAUGGUGAUGAUGAAGGAUGCUCGUGCACUUGGACCGAUCCAAAGCGCUGUUUCAGAUCAGCUAUUUCCAAGGAUUGUGAAUGAGGAAACUUCGAAGGGAGCGUGGGAUAUUCUGAAGCUGGAAUUCAGAGGAGAUAAACAGGUACGAAAUGUCAAAUUGCAAGGGCUACGUAGGGAAUUUGAAUAUACCCGCAUGAAGGAUAGUGAAUCUUUAUCUGUAUAUCUGGUUAGGUUGUUUGAUAUAGUAAAUCAUAUGAAGAGUUAUGGUGAGGAACUAUCUAGAGAGAGAAUUGUCCAGAAACUAUUGUUUAGUUUACCUAAAUCUUAUGAUUCUAUCUGCUCUGUAAUUGAACACUCUAAGGAUCUUGAAACACUUGAGGUUCAAGAGGUUGUUGCUUCACUGAAGAGGUUUGAGCUCAGAUUGGAUAGACACACUGAGAAUUCUACAGAAAAGGCCUUCACUAGUCUGAAUGUUGGUAGGAAAAACCUUGACCCUAGUCUGAAUGUUGGUAGGAAAAACCUUGAAAAUGGAAUUGCUUCUGCAGAUCAAAUAUCUCAGAAAAAUUGGAAAUCCAACGAUGGAAACAAAAUGGCCUGCAAACAUUGUGACAGAUUUCAUUAUGGAAAAUGUUGGUAUGAAGGAAAACCUAAAUGCCAUGGUUGUGGGAAGCCUGGACAUAUGAUCAGAGAUUGCUAUGGACACAAGAAUGUGCAGAGAGUGAAUUAUGCAAAUCAGGAGGAAGAUUGUGGCACUUUGUUUUAUGUGUGUAAUGCUGCAACUGAUGUGAAGGUAAAUCACUCUUGGUAUAUUGACAGUGGUUGUAGUAACCACAUGACAGGAGAUGAGGGACUUUUGGUCAAUAUUCAAAGGAAUUUGAGCUCUAAGGUGAAGAUGGGAACUGGAGAAGUGGUCCCAGUUGCUGGAAAAGGGAUUUUGGUGAUAAAAACUAAGUUAGGCAAUAAGCACAUUCAUGAAGUAAUGCUUGUCCCUGGCCUUGAAGAAAAUCGGCUUAGUGUUGGGCAAAUGAUGGAACAUGGCUAUCACCUUGUGUUUGGAGGAAAUGAGGUGAGUGUUUAUGACAAUCAGUCACUAGAAAAUCUGAUUGUGAAGGUGCAGAUGACAAAUAACAGAUGCUUUCCAUUGACAAUGAUGCCUGCGAGUGAGUUGGUUCUAAAAGCAAGUGUCACACAUUGCUUGCAGACAUGGCAUAAGAGGCUAGGGCAUUUAAAUGAAAGAAGUAUAAAAUUGCUUGAGAAUCAAGGGAUGGUUCAUGGCUUACCUCACUUGGAGCAGAAGUCAGUUGUAUGUGAUGGUUGUAUGCUUGGAAAACAGCAUAGGGAUUCUUUCCCUUUGGAAUCCACUUGGAGAGCUUCAAACCCUUUGGAAUUGGUUCACACAGACAUCUGUGGACCAAUGAAAACAGAAUCAUUAUCUGGAAACAGAAAAUUCAAAGCUAUGACUGAGCUGCAAAGUGGGUAUAAGAUAAAAGGCUUGAGAAGUGACAGGGGUGGAGAGUUUCUAUCUGGAGAAUUCAACAAGUUUUGUGAGGAAUCUGGUAUUCAAAGGCAGCUAACUAUGGCAUAUUCUCCACAGCAAAAUGGAGUGGCCGAGAGGAAGAACAGGACAGUAGUGGAAAUGGCCAAGUCCAUGUUGCAUGAGAAAGGUGUUCCCUAUGAGUUUUGGGCAGAAGCUGUAAAUACAGCAGUCUAUUUGCUGAAUAGAUGUCCUACCAAGGCUCUUAACAAGAUAACACCAUUUGAAGCUUAUACUGGCAGAAAACCAGGAAUUGCCCAUUUAAAAAUAUUUGGAUCACCUUGUCAUAUGCUUAUUCCUUCAGCAUUGAGGCAUAAGUUUGAAGAAAACAGUCACAAGUGUAUUUUUGUAGGCUAUGGUCUCUGUGAAAAGGGAUAUAGGCUGUUUGAUCCAAGUACUAGGAAGAUAAUUAUGUCCAGAGAUGUGCAAUUUGAUGAAAAUGGCUUAUGGAAGUGGGAAAAUACAAAUGAAGAAGAGAUGGUAGUUCCUUUGCCUACUGAGAAUCAAAGCUGUGAACCAAGUCAAAGCUUGGAUACAUCACUGCAAAUGAAUGAAGAAGUCACAUUACGAGCUGAACCAAGUCAAAGCUUGGAUACACAAACUCAAAUAGUUGAAGAUACCACUCUGCAAGAUGAAGGCAUAGGUGAAAGUUCUCAUUUCUUUGAUCACACACCAAAGAAAUGGAGAAGUGUAAGUGAAAUCAUGGCUAAGUGUAAUGUGUGUAUUGUGGAACCUGAAAAUUAUGAAGAUGCAGCUCAAGAUGAGUCAUGGAGAAAGGCAAUGGAAGCUGAACUGGAAAUGAUAGAAAAAAAUGACACUUGGGAACUUGUCGAGAGACCAUUUGCUAAACCCGUGAUUGGUGUUAAGUGGGUCUACAAGACUAAACUGAACCUAGAUGGUACUGUGCAGAAAAACAAGGCUCGUUUAGUGGCUAAAGGCUACUCACAAAAGCCCGGUAUUGAUUACAAUGAGACUUUUGCCCCUGUGGCAAGGCUAGACACCAUUAGGACUUUGAUUGCUCUUGCUGCACAUAAGGAAUGGAGCUUGUAUCAACUAGAUGUGAAAUCUGCAUUUCUUAAUGGAGUUUUAAAAGAGGAAGUAUAUGUGGAGCAACCACAAGGAUUUGUAAAGAAGGAUGAGGAAACAAAGGUAUACAAGUUACACAAAGCUUUGUAUGGUUUGAAGCAAGCACCAAGAGCUUGGUAUGACGAGAUUGAUGCCUAUUUCAACAAGGCUGAUUUCAAGAAAAGUCCAAGUGAGGCAACUUUAUAUGUUAAGGCAGAAGGUUCAGAUGUUCUUAUUGUUUCUCUAUAUGUUGAUGACAUAGUAUACACGGGUAGCAACUCUCAAAUGAUUGAAGAAUUUAGGAGAGAUAUGAUGGAACACUAUGAGAUGACAGAUUUGGGAGUAUUACACCAUUUUCUUGGAAUGGGGGUGAUACAGUCUAAACAAAGGAUUUUCUUGCAUCAGAAGAAGUAUGGACAGAAGCUGGUUGAAAAAUUUGGUUUGAAAGAUUGCAAAAUAGUGGCUACACCACUUGCAAUGAAUGAGAAGUUAAGUAAGAAUGAUGGAAGUGAGGCUGCAGAUGAAGGAGAAUAUAGACAAAUUGUGGGCAGUUUCCUCUACUUGACUGCAACUAGGCCUGACAUAAUGUUUGCAGCUAGCCUCUUGGCAAGAUUCAUGCACAAUCCCACCAAGAAACACAUGGGAACUGCUAAAAGGGUAUUGAGAUACAUUCAAGGAACAAUAGACUUUGGAAUUGUAUUUGAGAAAGGAAAAGAAACUACUCUUAUUGGCUAUUGUGAUAGUGAUUGGGCAGGAAGUGAAGAUGACAUGAGGAGUACCUCAGGGUAUGUUUUUACUAUGGGAUCGGGAGUGUUUUCGUGGGCUUCAAUUAAGCAAAAUACAGUUGCUUUGUCUACAGCAGAGGCAGAAUAUAUAAGUGCUGCAAAGGCUACUUCUCAAGCAAAGUGGCUGAGAUUUGUACUUGAAGAUUUUGGAGAAGAACAAAUUGAAGGAACACAGAUAAUGUGUGAUAACACAUCAGCAAUUGCUAUGGCAAAGAACCCUGUUUUCCACCAGAAGUCAAGGCACAUUAACAGAAAGUUUCAUUUCAUUCGAGAAGCAAUUCAAGCCAAGGAGAUAGAACUUGUCUACUGCAGAACUGAGGAGCAAAUUGCAGAUAUUCUGACUAAAGCUUUGCCUAAGGACAGGUUUGCAUACUUAAGGGAAUUACUUGGUGUUAAGUCGGCUAAAGGAUUAGAAGGGAAUGUUGGUGUGUAA